Messenger RNA from Sabethes cyaneus, 1149 nucleotides. RefSeq names its product carbonic anhydrase-related protein 10 (gene CARPA). The transcript has 8 exons. Gene Ontology annotation, molecular function: carbonate dehydratase activity; zinc ion binding; protein heterodimerization activity. The record is from RefSeq and is a predicted model, not a curated record. The coding region runs from base 1 to 1149 and encodes 382 amino acids. NCBI's taxonomy places the organism in Eukaryota, Metazoa, Arthropoda, Insecta, Diptera, Culicidae.
AUGUCUGGACGUGGCAAACGAGCAAACAUCAAGGGCAAGCGAAAGUCACGCUCGAGUCGUGCAGGUCUGCAUUUACUGGUUGGUCGCAUUCACCAGCUGCUGAGGAAAGAAAACUAUGCCGAGCAGAGCUGGAGCUCCUGUUUAUCCAGUUUAUCCAGCCGUGAUGAAAUAUUUAGCCGAGAAAAAAUCAAAGCAAGCUGGGAGGAAUGGUGGACGUACGAUGGAAUCUCAGGUCCCGCAUUCUGGGGUCUAAUCAACCCGCAGUGGAACAUGUGCAACAAAGGUCGCCGCCAGUCACCGAUCAACGUGGAACCGGAAAAGCUACUGUUCGAUCCAUAUCUGAGAUCGCUGCACAUCGACAAGCACAAGAUUUCCGGCACUCUGCACAACACCGGCCAAUCGUUGGUCUUCCGGGUGGAAAAGGACACCAAGCAGCACGUGAACAUCUCCAGCGGACCGCUGGCCUAUCGGUAUCAGUUUGAGGAAAUCUACUUCCACUACGGCACCGAGAACAGUCAAGGCUCCGAGCAUCACAUCCACGGGUACAGCUUUCCCGGGGAGAUUCAAUUAUAUGGUUUCAACAAGGAACUGUACCACAAUAUGUCGGAGGCCCAGCAUAAGGCUCAGGGAAUCGUCGGCAUCUCGCUGAUGGUGCAGAUCGGCGAUACGCCCAAUCCCGAGCUGCGGAUAAUUACCAGCACCUUCAACAAGGUGCUGUACAAAGGCUCUUCCACUCCGAUACGGCACAUCUCGCUGCGGUCGUUACUGCCAAACACCGAACAGUACAUGACGUACGAGGGGUCCACCACGCAUCCCGGCUGCUGGGAGAGCACGGUAUGGAUCAUCCUAAACAAGCCGAUCUACAUCACGAAACAGGAGCUGUACGCCUUGCGGAAGUUGAUGCAGGGUUCGGAGCAAACGCCCAAGGCCCCGCUUGGGAACAAUGCUAGGCCGCUGCAGGCGUUGCAUCACCGGACGGUCCGAACGAACAUCGAUUUUGCCCACACCGGCGCGAGCAAGACCCAGAACUGUCCGACCAUGUAUAAGGAUAUGUACUACAAGGCGAAUCGCUGGACGUCGGAAAUUUCGGCCCGCGGCCGUGAGCGAGGUCUUCCAGACAUUGACACCGUGUUCCACUCGCUGCCCUAG